Messenger RNA from Scaptodrosophila lebanonensis, 4550 nucleotides. Its product is annotated as large proline-rich protein bag6. The record is from RefSeq and is a predicted model, not a curated record. Gene Ontology annotation, molecular function: misfolded protein binding; polyubiquitin modification-dependent protein binding. Gene Ontology annotation, cellular component: BAT3 complex. The transcript is spliced from 11 exons. Lineage: Eukaryota; Metazoa; Arthropoda; Insecta; Diptera; Drosophilidae. The coding region runs from base 347 to 4051 and encodes 1234 amino acids.
GAACUUUUCACGCUUUCAGCGUGGCUAAAAUAAAUAGUUGGUGUGUAAUUUUUUAACAAUAACAUCUGCACCGCCGAGUGGUUGCACGACACACGAUACACAGUAAAAAAUCCAGAAUUUCGGUGCUUUUCACUGUUCAGUCGUUCGCCGGAGAGAAAGUGAAACCCGAGAGAGACGGCGAGCGUGCGUGCAUGUGCAUGUGUGCGUGAUUGUGACGACGGCACUGUUUUCCCCCCUCGGCUGCUUCCGCUGUAUAGUUUUAGUGGUUCUCCGCGCAGAAAGAAUUUCACUGAUUUGCGCCGCUAUUGACAAAUAAUUGAGACAUCCACAUCCAGACGUUGCGAAAAUGUUAAUAAAUCUAAAGGUGAAGACUUUAGAUGCUCGCACACAUGAAUUCAGCAUCGACAACGAGAUAAGCAUACGACAGCUUAAAGACCAAAUCGCCGAGAAGACCAACAUUGCAGCAGAAAAUCAACGCAUUAUUUACCAGGGGCGUGUGCUGGCCGAUGAGAAACAACUCAAGGAAUUUGAUGUCGAUGGAAAGGUUUUACAUGUCGCCGAGCGUCCACCAUUCUCGCAGCGUGGUGCUAAUUCUCGCAACAAUGAUGAGCCACGUCCGAUACGUAGCAUAGGACGUCCGCCGCCUGCCAAUAUGCGCAACUCUCCGUUUUUCCGGGCGCUUGAUGGCAUGUUGGUGGGCACCAUGGCCAUACCGGUCAACAAUGGUCCUGUGGGUGCGAAUCGUACACCACCCAAUCGGUUUCCCAACUCAUCAUCCUUUUGCAUCAACCGCAUCACGGUGGCCAUGCACAUGAUUGAUUGCGCCAACAACAUUGCUGCUUAUUUGGAGGACCCUGAGGUUGGUUUAAACAAUCAGUCCUUGGAUAUUUUGCAAAGAGGUCGCUGGACUAUGGAAUCAACUGUCGUAGAGGUUGGAGUUUCUGCCACAGAUAUACCACGCAACAACAAUAUUAUAGAUAUGGUCCAGGAUGCAGUAACUGCGGCUCUAUCACGCAACACCGCUGGUAGAAACUACACCGUCGUUCAGUUGCCCACUGUUUACGCUAACGAUGGCACUGAAGCCGCGCGCACUGGAAGCGAAGCUGGUGCUGCUAAUGCUGGUGGCAGCAACGAUGUCGCUGCGGUUGGUGGUGCUAGCGACAGUAGUGAAGAGACCACAGCUGCCGCUGUAAUAAUUGAAGAUGUUAUCGAUACUGAUGAUGAUGCUGGUGAUGUUGAGUCUGAUCGCUCCACUCCACCGUAUCCCAAUCGUGAGGAAGGUGCUGUUGGUGGAACUGAUGCAGCAGCUGCCCCAUCAACAAGUGGCGAGACUGCCAAUGAGAAUGCCACAGAUGGUGAGACACCCGAGGGCAAUGGCAGCAAUGUGGCAGUGACUGGCAUUGGGCCGCGCCGCCGCACACGUCCACAAGUGCUGGCCAAUGUUAUUGAUAGAUGCCGCAGGGUCCAGGCGCGUUUGGCCCCUUUUGUCGAACGCUAUUAUAGAAUUCUACUUGACGAUCCAGUUUUCGAGGAGAACGAUACCACGGGUCGCGAGGAUGCGCAGCGCAUUUUUGAUCGCGUCUCUGAGGCUUUCCACUACUUAUCACAUGCUCAGCAUGCUAUUUCGGAUUUGAUGUUGGAUCUUUCGCAGCCUGGACCGCGUGUUCUCACCUGCCGCCCCAUACUUGUAGAGCAAAGCGGAUACAUACGUUCGAACAAUAUCUUCACACCCAAUAUUAUCACAUCGCCGCUAUCAGACAUCAUAGGACAGGGAGGGGCUAAUCAGCAGGGGCGCACUGCGCCGAUGCAACCAUCAUCGGCAGCUGCUGAUACGAAUAUUCCUCAUAUUCGUCCCCAUUUGAUCGAUGAUCUGGACUUUGCAACACGCAGUAGACCUGUAAAUCCGAACGUGGCGGCACGUGUGGCCCAAAUUAUAGAAAGACAUAGUGCUGCUAGGCCAGAAACGGAAACUGGUACGGCCACCACAGUCAACAAUACCAACAAUACAACUGAUAAUGUGGAAGAUCCAGUUGACGAGCCGAUGGUAGGACCCAAUCCAAUACCAGCGGCCGGCGCUCAAUCGCAACAGCGACCCGAUAUGGAUCCCCAGGCCCAAAUGGCGCGUCUCAUUCAAUCGGUGGUCAAUUCGGCCGCCAACGAGGCAGAUGUGCACGUAGAGUUCCAUGCGCCGAACAUCAUGUCUAUUAACUUGCCCGUGCAUGUCAUGACAGCAGCCGUGCAUCCGCAGGGGCGAGCAUCGACUGCUGGUGCAACACCAGUUGGCACUGCAGGAACAGAAACGGCCGACGCUGCUAGCAACACAGGAACCAGUACCGCCGCUGUUGGCACUAUAGGAACAUCUUCCACCACUGCAAGUACCACAGGGACAGAUGGUGCCGCGGCCGCUGCCGUUACCUCCAACAAUACGAAUACCAACAACGCCAACGAAUCCGGUUCAGCUGCAUCAACCAGCAGCGGCACACGGAGUGGCGAGCAACGCGCCAACACAUUACCCACCACAGCCACACAAACACGCUCCACCGCACGGCCCCAGAUUCAAAUUGGAGGAAAUAAUAACUGGCCCGGCCGAAUUGCACCCACACAUACCGCCUUUGAUCGCUUCCUGCCCUGCAAUAGUCAUCAUAUACGCGAGCCAGAGCCAGUGGGCCCUAACAAUAAUAACAUUAGGAAUGCAGUGCCUAACACUGGAACAGCAACAACAACGGCUACGCCCACAUCGGCUAAUGCUUAUGCUUCGGCAGGCAGCGCCGCAGAGGGAAGACGCACAACCGGCGCCGCCCGAACGCAAACUCCCGUGACUAGACUCGCAUCCAGUGGCAAUAACAGCAGCAGCAGCAGCAUGACCUCAACCACAGCGAUACCCACAUUGGCAGGCACCAGCGGCUCACAUCUAACGCCGGCCAGCGAGGCAGACAAUUUACGCGCCCAAUUGCGCACCUUCCUGCACCAGACCGUCUUCGAAGGGGCACCCAUCAAUGACGAGACCAUACCGCCCGCCAUCAGUCGCGCACUCGCUUGGUUCGGCGAGAGUCUGCUCUACCUGCCGCAGUACGAAAGACCGGAGUACAACUCUCACGACUCUGUGUGCAAUAUCUUGCGAUUGACUCUGCGCCUAAUCAUUGAACUGUGCAGCGGAGAUCUUUCCUCCAAUUCAGAGAGCGGCGUCCAGUUCGAGCAACGCCUCAAACAGAUCUGUGAGCAGUUCCGUACCCGUCUCUACAGUGUUCUCUUUGUCUGCGUGGGAAAAUCCAAUGCUGAGCUCUACUGGCGGCAACUGAUGCGGUUGCUAUGCGUGCCACUACGGUCAAAUUUCCGCAAUGAAGCGCUGCAGUUUCUCUGCAUCUAUAUUGAUCCGACAAUUCCAGCCAACACGGACACCGCUGAUGCUCAACAGUUCCUGGUGCUGCGCAGCACAAACGCAUCAGCCGCGGCCUCAGUUGCAGAUCAACCAUUCGUUGCGCCUCCACCGCUUGCAUUCAAUCCCCAGCAGGAACCGUCACCGCCGCAGUCUUUCGACGUUGAUGUUGAAAUGGCCGAGGUAGCUAGCAGCUCAGUUGCUAUUGCAGUAGCUCCGAAUACAGAGCCCGAGCAGCUGCUGCCCCAAGUGGACGUGGGCUCUGAGCCCUGGCACAGUAACUUCCCCAAUGACUGGCUGCCUGUGAUAACACGCGACUUGCAGACACAGACUGAGCAACCACACCAACAGCCACCGUACUCCGAUGCCUACAUAUCCGGAAUGUCUGCCAAACGCCGCAAGAUCAUUCAAUCAGAGAAGCCCGGCUCGAGUGUGGAGAGUCUGAUAGCCAGUGGAGUGCAGCGCGCCAUGCAGAGCACAGGUGUGGGCGCUCCAACAGCUUCGAGUGGCUCACUAACCGCCGAUGCUGUGAUUGCGGCCAUUGCACACGAUGCCACCGUUCAGGGCUCGUUUACUGAAGCGGUUCGGGGCAAUACGCGUGAGCGCCUCAAAAAGGAUGUUGACUACAAGCCCGGCAAAUAUCCACAGAUCAACAAGUUUACGGAGCCAAAGUAGGCCCACAAUUGGCUUGGAAGUUGGUUGCAACUUUUAGUGCUUGUUGUACAUUUUACGUUUAAACAAUAUUGUAUUUAGUUUAAUUAAUGGCUAAGUUUUUGUUUCGAGCCAGCGCUUUGAUAUUGAUGCUGAUGAUAACAACACUAAUUAUAUGACGGCGGUGAUGAUGAUGAUGAUCAAGCGCAAAUUCGGCACCUAGAUAAAAUUAUAUAAACUUGGCGCGUUUGUGGUGCAUGCAAUAUACUACAACAACUGCAACAGCAUAACUCUCUUACACACACUAAAUGCUAUAAAUAUAUAUGAAUGUACAUGCAAGCAAAAAACUAAAAACAAAAAAAAAACACACACACAUACGUAUAUAAAACAUAUACACAUACAUUUAUUGAUAAAUCGUGUAGUAAUAGCUCACAAAACGAAAUUGAACGUUUGAAAAAUUAAUGAAAAACAACAAGAGCGACAAAAAAUCAGCCGAAAUAAAAAUGCAUAAUCACAGACUAAA